UGGAUUCACGUCACUUGAAAGCUCAGGUCACGAUUGGGUUCUUUUUAAAGAAACCUGUACAAGUGUUGUGCAUUGUUGUAAGCUUUAUCGUCCUUUUGCUGGCGGUCUACAUUGUGUAAACGUCUGACCGAACUUUAUCAUGGAUAUGCAAAUUGGGUUAUAGGCUAUCGGUAACGCCCAAAACGGAUUGACGCUGUGGUUUCACCAUACAGACACGCAAAAACAACCGUUGCGCAUUUAAAAGUGACUAGCCUAUACACUUCAAAAUCACUACUGGAAAAUAAACCUUGAUUCAAGGAAUUCCGCGCACACCUACCUAUCCACGAUGAAUCUGUAUAAUCGGCAACAACGUGCGUUUCUGACUGCAUCACUCUUUCUGGCUGUUGGUAUCGGUUCUAUGGUAGCCGAGGGACGUUCGGAGUGCUGCCCAACGUGUUCAGCGACAUCCGUCACUCCUCUGAACCAGAGUCAAGUCCAACAAGUCAUGGACAACAGAGACUUCAUUCUUAAUCUCCGGCAGAACCCGCAUCUGCUUUACAACGACUCCUACCAGCGUCCCAUUGUGAAGCUGACUCGGCAGCAGGAGCUCCAGAUCUUGAGAAAUUACCCCGAUUUGUUGGUGAGCCGGGAGACUUUCGAGCAAGCAGGGGAACUCGACUGCACUCCGUCGAGCUUCGUCGGCAUUCGGUGCUCUGUUUGCCCACCCGGAUGUGUCCCUAAUGUACAAAGGAAUAGUCCUACUUCAAGUACUUGCGUGCCCGAAUCCACACCAGCUGGACGACGCCGCCGUCGGCAAACGUCUCCCAGGAUAUGUAUGGCGAAGCAAAGCACCGAGCCCUUCAUUCUCGUAAACACGCCCUCUGGUCACGUGGUCCAAUUGGCGCAGACCGGGGACAAGAACCAGUGGAUCUUAAAGGAAACCUGCCAGAAAGCUAUGGAUCAAGGCUUUUCAUGCGGUCUGGACGACGAGGGUACUGAUAUCCCAGCAUUGUUCAUCAACCUCAGCAAUAUCAUUCUCACGGGCGGCUCCUCCAGCGAUUUCGACAUGGCCUACGUUACCGUGCGUUGCUGCGUUGCAAUGUCAGGAUGAGCUAUGUGAUGAUGAAUGGGGGACUGGAUGUUAUAAAGCGAGGGGGGGGGGACUUAAAUCCGCUAACCAUGGUCACGAAUAUGACAAAAAUGUAAUUUUCAAAGGGGAGGGGCAACUUGGGGCCAGGGGAGGGGGUGCCCCUGGCUUCGCCUCUGUGUUGUAUACAUUAUACAAGGUAAACACAUACACUCAUGGAUGCACCUUCAAUGGCAAAAAGCAUUGUAUCAGCUGAUUGUUCCGAUGCUAUCCGUCAUGGGCAAUAAACAAUUGCUUUGUAUACAACAGCUGCAGUGCUUUCGCCAUUGAAGGGGCCUCCUCUAUAAGCAUGUAUAGUCACGGAAUGGUGUACAUGUACGUAUAUCACUCACUAAUGAUUAAAGAGGUUGUGGAAUGCUCGAAGACAUUCCCGUCAUUUUUCGGGUACAUGUAGCCUAAUGGUGUAAUGAUAUAAACACGACUAUUGUGUCUGUCAUGAAAUGAGUACAAAAGGUAAUUUUGAGAGCUGUUUUUUAGGUCCUGUUUCGACCCGAACGUGCAAUUUGUGUAAAAGUCGUCGCUGGGGGCAGGGAACAAAACAUAGUAAAUCGUGACGUCAUAAACAGGACUCGUUUAUACUACGCUGCAUGUGGUGGUAUCACCGCGACGCUCGCAAGCAGGUGGUACGCGCGCACUCGGUGCUCCUUUGACCAAUGGGGUUUCAAAGUUACACGCGCGCUUUUGGCAUCACGCGCGUUUACAAUGAGCAGGUGGUAUACGCGCGCACUGGGUGCUCCUUUGACCAUGCCAAUGGGGUUUUCAAGCCACUCGCGCGCGUCUUAUGAACGCUUGUGGCAUGCGCGCAAGUGAGCGUGGUGCAUUGUGCCAUUUCAGCAAUGGCGGUCACCAUUCCAGUAGUAUUCACAAGUCAUAUGCAGUUGAGGACUCGACAAAAAAAACGACUCGAAAACAUUAACAACACAAAGAUGUCAGAGUGGAGAAUUUAUGGUUAAGGAAGUCAACGACGGUGAAGAGGAAACGAUGAUGGGCAAGUAUGGGAACAGACGUUGGGAUAAAAAUGAAGAGAAAAUAUAGUUGAACUAGGAAAACAAGACAUGAACAUGAUUAGGCCUAGCCCCAUAAAUGUGGCCAAUUUACUGGACUACCUCCGUAAAUAAAGGCCACACUUCCACCAUGUACAAAAACAUGUCGAACUUUGUCAAAUUUUGAUUUUCACAUUUAGGCUUACUCACCCUCUUCAUAGGCUAAUCAGAAAGUGCUGCCUUUUUUCAGAUGUCUAUUUUUUGUGAAAUUUCCAGAUUCGUUUGCACACGUUUCCGUAUCAAGAACACGCAUACACAACAUUAAAAUACAUGUACCCACUUUUUCAUUAUUUCAAACUUUAUAUGUACUCUCCUAUAUACAGUUUAAUAAUUAUAAACCUUUUUACUGUGUAGUAUAUUUAAUACUCAGAGCAAACAUUUUCAAGUUGUCAAUUUGCAUCUAUCUACAAUUUGAUGUUUAAUAUGUACGGUUCGGUGUGCGUAAUCAUUUAUACAUUUUACGUAAUACUCAGACGUUCAGUUCAGUUCUAAAUGUCACAAGAAGUUUACUUUGCGAACUGAAAACUGAGUUCUUUUUAAAUACAUGGUUAAUUUACUAAUGCUUUAAUUUUCCGUUAGCUCUCGUUGAAACAAGCUAUCACAAAACAAAUCUGAUUAAAUCCUGUGGACACGACAGUGCAUUUUAUUAUGAGCACAAUGGAAGGGACCGACGCUGCUCUUAAAUUCUAAUAAAUGUACAUGUUUUUGCCUAGGUUUAGCUGACUUGGUAUUAACGGGAGUCCACUGGGCAUAAUAUAGCAACUUUAAUGACACAGGUGAACAUUUUCAGGGUACAUCCAACCAUUAUUUGUCAAUUUAACAAUGUAAAGAAAUAAUGUAGUGUCCAGACGCCACUUCUUUGGUUGCGUACAAAGUCAAUAGAGAGUUGCAUGCAUUUUCAAAGUAUUUUCUACCAAAAUUGGAAAUGUUUCUCAGUACCAGAUUCAUGUCUUCUCAACACGUUUGCAAUCCCACUGAGAUAAUACAUGAUGAAAAAAGUGGCGUCAGGAUGCAACAUUCUUUUACCAAUGGAAUAUGUAGUCAUCAUUCCGACAAAUUUGUGUUCUUUUAUUUUAACGAAUUGUAUGUGAGUCAGACUUUUUUUUUAAUAAAUAAAUUGGUGAAAUGCAACGAG
Messenger RNA from Patiria miniata (bat star), 3304 nucleotides. RefSeq lists its product as uncharacterized. Bases 326 to 1090 code for a protein of 254 amino acids. NCBI's taxonomy places the organism in Eukaryota, Metazoa, Echinodermata, Asteroidea, Valvatida, Asterinidae. The transcript has 2 exons. The record is from RefSeq and is a predicted model, not a curated record.